AAAUAAAAAUGCAUUCCAUCAUUUUAUUUUUGGCAUUUUUGUUUGGUGUUAGUUGUGCAAGUUAUAAUGAUAGUUUUAACGAAGAAUUACUUAUCAAGCCUUUAGCUUCUGGCCAUGUGUAUUCUUAUUUUCAGUUCACUACGAUUUGGUCAAAGGAUUCGGGCACUUUUGAACAUUGUCAUUUGUUUCCUCGAGGUCUUGGUGAAAUUGUAGCCCGUUUUAAAGUAGUAGAAUUACACAUAUCAUUGACUGAAGGAUUGUGGCGUUAUAAUAACUGGGGAUAUCCUGUUGAACAUGCUUCACCUGGAGCUGAGCUCUGGGCUUGGUUUGAACCUGAAACUAAAAAUAUUGAUAAAAACUGGAAAGAAUUAGCAAGUUCCUUAUCAGGUUUGCUAUGUGCUUCAUUAAACUUCAUUGAUGAGUCAAAAUCUUUAAAACCUGAAUAUAGUUUUCGACCAACUGGAAUUUUGAAUGAUAAGAUAAAUUCUAGUUUAUUACGCUAUGCUAGUUUACCACGUGAAAUAGUAUGUACAGAAAACUUAACACCAUGGAAAAAAUUGUUGCCCUGUGAUUCUAAGCGAGGCUUAGCCACACUACUUAAUUCUGCAAAUAUACAUAAUACCAAUUACCACUCCUUGGGAAUACAUCUCAGACCAAUUUGUAAAAACGAAAAAUGUUUAGAAAAACAAAUUGAACUGAAGCAAACUGUGUCUCUCGUUCAUGAUCCUUUAAUAUUAAAGAGUCGUGAUUGGUCAUUUAGAGUAUUGUUCGGUAUGGGUUUAAGUGGACCUUGUCCUUUAGCUGAUUCUAGUGCGAUUUAUAUUGAUACCACGCAUAAUGAUACAAGAGAAUUUUUACUAAAUCCUCAACCAACAAAAAAAUUUAUUUCUAAACGUGGUGGACACAUUGCACAUAUAUCUAUGUAUGAUAUAAAAAAUAUGAAUUUCAAUGGAAUGUUCAAUAUAGCUGGUAUAUAUAGCAAACCCCAAAUUUUAUCACCAAAAAUUUCUCCACCAAUUCAUGCAACCAGAUACAUUAUUGGAUAUGGUCAAGAAUAUGGUGGUGUGGUGACUGAAAUAUAUAACAACCAUUUUUCGGAUUUAAAUGUUAUUUUCUUGGAGAAUAUUCCCUGGUUUGUUCCCAUGUAUUUACAUACCUUAAAAAUUAAAUGUAAUGGCAUGGAACUAAAGCCAAAAGCUCUAAAAUAUGUGCCUGGAAAAGAACGCAAAAGACCAUAUUAUUUAGAGUUUCUUUUAACUAUACCAAAAAAGUCUGUAGCAGAGAUAUCCUUUGACUUUGAUUACGUUUUUUUAAAAUGGCAAGAAUAUCCACCUGAUGCCAAUCAUGGAUUUUAUGUUGGUUCUGCAAUUAUAACAUCAUUGCUACCUAGUGCUAAAAAUUUUACUGCUAUUCCUCAAGAUGGUUCAUUAAUUUCAUCAAGUUUUAAUGCAUCUAGAUCAGGCUAUUUGGUACAACUAAGAACUGAAUCAUUUAUAAUAACAUUACCUACACCAGAUUUUUCCAUGCCAUAUAAUGUAAUAUGCCUGUCUUGCACUGUGGUGGCCUUAGCAUUUGGACCUCUUUAUAAUAUUACAACAAAACAAUUAGUACUACGAUCUACUGCUUCGAGAGGGGGAAUUAUAAAAUAUUUUAAAAAUAAAUUAGGUUGUUUUAAGAAAGAUAAGUCUGGAGAUGAGGUAAGUGAACAACAAAGUGAACAUGAGCAUGCUGAAUGACCUUACAUUGUGAUUUUAAAACUACAAAUUCAUCCUACAAUGCGUUUUUUACUAUCUUC
Ctenocephalides felis (cat flea) is the source of this 1795-nucleotide messenger RNA. It is a transcript of the gene PIG-T, whose product is annotated as GPI transamidase component PIG-T. NCBI's taxonomy places the organism in Eukaryota, Metazoa, Arthropoda, Insecta, Siphonaptera, Pulicidae. The record is from RefSeq and is a predicted model, not a curated record. Gene Ontology annotation, cellular component: GPI-anchor transamidase complex. Gene Ontology annotation, biological process: attachment of GPI anchor to protein. The coding region runs from base 9 to 1736 and encodes 575 amino acids. The transcript is spliced from 3 exons.